AUGGGAGCAUUUGAAAGAGGUCAGCAGUCAUUCAGUCCUUCUCCAAGCCCCAAACAGCUCGAAAUGGAAACUCUCAGCAAGUUCCCCAGUGGGGGAUCCCUGCUUCAGGGAGACCUGGCGGGCUGUGAACCAGGAGAUUCAGCUCCCACGCACUCCUGCCCACAGCACCUUCUCAGGGUGGGGAAAGGGAGUGGCUGGGAUAAACCCUGUUCUAGCCAUAGCCAGGUGGCAUACCACUCCUCGGGAAUCACAGCCAACUGGAAAAACAGAGAACUGAACAAGGCAAGAGGACGACUUAACAAUGGUAUCCCCCAGGUUCCAGUGAAAAGAGGAGAAUCGGAGUUUGAUUCCUUCAGACAGUCACUGCCAGUUUUUGAAAAACAGGAAGAAAUUGUCAGAAUAAUAAAGGACAAUAAAGUUGUUUUGAUUGUAGGAGAGACUGGAUCAGGAAAAACUACUCAAAUCCCUCAGUUCCUUCUUGAUGACUGUUACAAAAAUGGAACUCCCUGUCGGAUAUUUUGCACUCAGCCAAGACGUUUGGCAGCUGUUGCUGUGGCUGAAAGAGUGGCAGCAGAAAGAAGAGAAAAGAUUGGCCAGACAGUUGGUUAUCAGAUCCGAUUAGAAAGCAGGGUUUCUCCAAAGACACUGUUAACAUUUUGCACUAAUGGCAUGCUACUUCGCACGCUAAUGGCAGGAGACAGCACUUUAUGGACAGUGACACAUGUUAUUGUGGAUGAAGUGCAUGAGAGGGAUAGAUUCAGUGACUUCUUGUUAAUAAAACUGAGAGAUGUGUUGCAAGACCAGCCUAAUUUAAAACUAAUUAUUUCAAGUGCUGCUCUAGAUGCAAAUCUCUUUAUUAGGUAUUUUGGAAGUUGCCCAGUAAUACACAUACAAGGAAGACCCUUUGAAGUUAAAGAGAUGUUUUUGGAGGACAUUUUACGAAGCACUGGGUAUACAAACAAAGAGAUGGUAAAGUACAAAAAAGAGAAACAGCGAGAAGAAAACCAGCAAAGCACUCUUACAGAGUGGUGUUCUGCUCAAGAAAAUAAUAUCAAAACGAAAUCUCCGAGACAAAGAUCUGUCCCAAGUGCAACUGAGGAGUGUAAUCUGUUGGAUGAUGGUGGUGACACAGUAUUUAAUCAACUGACUGAGAAAGAUGGGAAUUGCCUUGAGCCAUGGCUAAUAAAAGAAAUGGAUUCUUGUCUUUCUGACAUCUGGUUACAUAAAGAUGUUGAUUCCUUUGCUCAGGUGUUCCAUCUCAUUUUAACUGAAAAUGUCAGUGUUGACUAUAGGCAUAGUGAAACCAGUGUGACUGCACUAAUGAUUGCUUCAGGGAGAGGCUUUCUGAGUCAAGUAGAACAACUGAUCGGUAUGGGAGCAAGUAUCCACUGCAAGUCAUCCAAUGGCUGGAUGGCUGUGGACUGGGCUAAGCGCUUUGGACAGACAGAGGUUGUUGACCUAUUGGAGUCUUACAGUUCUUCCCUGGAAUUUGGAAAUCUGGAUGAAAGUUCCCUGGUCCAAACAAGUGGUAGUGACCUUAGUGCAGAGGACAGAGAACUGUUAAAAGCUUAUCAUCACAGUUUUGAUGAUGAAAAAGUGGAUCUAGACCUGAUUAUGCACUUACUUUAUAACAUCUGUCAUAGUUAUGAUGCUGGAGCAAUUUUAGUAUUUCUUCCUGGAUAUGAUGAGAUAGUUAGCCUGAGGGACCGUAUUCUUUCUGAUGACAAGAGAUUUGCUGAUAAUGCUCACAGGUACCAAGUUUUCAUGCUUCAUUCAAAUAUGCAGACUUUGGAUCAGAAGAAGGUGCUUAAAAGUCCACCUUCUGGCGUCCGCAAAAUAAUUCUUUCAACUAAUAUUGCAGAAACCAGCAUAACAGUCAAUGAUGUUGUGUUUGUCAUAGACUCGGGCAAGAUGAAAGAGAAGUCUUUUGAUGCACUGAGUUGUGUUACAAUGCUAAAAAUGGUGUGGAUUUCAAAAGCCAGUGCUAUCCAGAGAAAAGGCAGGGCUGGGCGCUGUAAGCCUGGAGUCUGUUUUCAUCUCUUCAGCAGGCUCCGAUUUCAGAAUAUGUUGGAUUUUCAGACUCCAGAACUUCUAAGAAUGCCACUUCAGGAACUUUGUUUACACACAAAACUUCUGGCUCCAAUUAAUUGUCCAAUUGUUGACUUUCUUAUGAAAGCUCCUGAUCCUCCACCAGCUUUAAUUGUGAGAAAUGCUGUGCAAAUGCUUAAGACAAUAGAUGCCAUGGAACCUUGGGAAGAUCUCACUGAACUUGGUUAUCAUCUCACUGAAUUACCAGUAGAGCCACACCUUGGUAAAAUGGUGUUGUGCGCUGUUAUUUUGAAGUGCCUGGAUCCUAUUCUUACUAUUGCUUGCACUCUUGCAUAUCGAGACCCUUUUGUCUUACCUACGUUGGCCUCUCAAAAGCGGGCAGCGUUGCUGUGUAGAAAACGUUUUACUGCAGGAACAUUUAGUGACCACAUGGCUCUUCUGAGGGUUUUCCAGGCAUGGCAGAAGGCACGCAGUGAUGGCCGGGAGAGAGCCUUCUGUGAAGAGAACUUUCUGUCUCAAGCCACGAUGGAAAUCAUUAUAGGAAUGAGAACACAGUUGCUUGGCCAGCUUAGAGCCUCAGGUUUUGUGAGAGCCAGAGGAGGAGCUGAUAUUAGAGAUGUUAAUACUAACUCUGAAAACUGGGCUGUAGUUAAGGCUGCCUUAGUGGCUGGGAUGUAUCCCAAUCUAGUGCAUGUAGACAGAGAAAGCCUGGUUUUGACUGGAGCAAAGGAGAAGAAAGUGCGAUUUCAUCCUACCUCUGUUCUUAGUCAACCUCACUAUAAAAAGAUUCCCCCAGCAAAUGGGCAAGCUGCAGCCAUCCACGCGCUCCCUACAGACUGGCUUAUAUAUGAUGAAAUGACAAGAGCUCACAGAAUAGCAAAUAUCAGAUGCUGUUCUGUUGUAACACCUGUUACUGUGGCACUCUUCUGUGGGCCAGCUAGGUUACCAAGUAAUGCUUUGCAGGAAGCUUCAUCCUUUCGAGGGGAUGGAGUAUCUGAUGAUAGUGAUAGUGAGGUGGAAGACAAAACAACUGCUAAUUUGGCACUACUGAAGCUAGAUGAAUGGCUGCAUCUUAAACUGGACCCUGAAGCUGCUGGUUUGCUGUUGCAACUCAGACAGAAGUGGCAUAGCUUAUUUUUGCGUCGAAUGCGAGCUCCUUCUAAACCGUGGUGUCAAGUUGACGAAGCAACUGUAAAAGCAAUUGUAGUUGUUUUAAGUGCUGAAGAACAGUCUGCAGGUUUGCAGCAGCCCUCAGGAAUUGGUCAGAGACCAAGACCUAUGACUUCUGAAGACCUUCAUUCAGCAUAUACAUGGAGGUCAACAAACAGUAGAAAAAGCUCAGCAGAAACUGAAUUCUCUGAUGACUCCUCCAGCACUGAAAAAGUUUUAAUGAAAUCUACACCUCCCGCACUUCACCAGCCAAAGAAUUACAAAGAAAAAAACAUUUUGCACUCCAGACGAACUUCAGAUGACAAGUCAGAUCAGUCAUCAGUGAAGUCUACAGACAGCAGUAGCUAUGCUAGCCCCUGUGCUAGUCCUUCUUGUCCAAUAUCUGGAAAGGGUUCCAAGUCUCCUUCACCGAGACCAAAUAUGCCAGUUCGGUACUUUAUAAUGAAAAGUAGCAACUUGCAAAACAUUGAUAUUUCUCAACAGAAGGGUAUGUGGUCAACUACGCCAAGUAAUGAACAAAAACUCAAUAGAGCCUUUUGGGAGAGCAGCAUGGUUUACUUAAUAUUUUCUGUUCAAGGGUCUGGACACUUUCAGGGUUUUGCUAGAAUGGCUUCAGAGAUAGGGUGUGAGAAAAGUCAAGACUGGGGAUCUGAUGGUUUUGGAGGUGUAUUUAAGGUGGAGUGGAUCCAAAAAGAACGGAUUCCUUUUCAGUUUGCACAUCAUUUGCUCAACCCUUGGAAUGACAAUAAGAAAGUACAAAUAAGCAGGGAUGGCCAGGAGCUGGAACCACAAGUUGGAGAGCAGCUGCUACAGCUUUGGGAACAUCUUCCUUUGUCAGGAAAAAUCUCAAGUGACUGA
Messenger RNA from Pterocles gutturalis (yellow-throated sandgrouse), 4077 nucleotides. RefSeq names its product YTH domain containing 2 (gene YTHDC2). The transcript is spliced from 27 exons. Gene Ontology annotation, molecular function: RNA binding; ATP binding. NCBI's taxonomy places the organism in Eukaryota, Metazoa, Chordata, Aves, Pterocliformes, Pteroclidae. The record is from RefSeq and is a predicted model, not a curated record. Gene Ontology annotation, cellular component: intracellular anatomical structure. Bases 1 to 4077 code for a protein of 1358 amino acids.